AUGGCGAGCAGCGGCGGCGCGAAGGACGAAUUCAUUUUUGGGAGGAAAUAUAAACUGUUACAGAAGAUCGGAUCUGGCUCCUUCGGGGAUAUUUAUCUGGCGAUCAACAUCACCAACGGCGAGGAAGUGGCAGUGAAGCUAGAAUCUCAGAAGGCCAGGUAUCCCCGGUUGCUGUACGAGAGCAAACUCUGUAAGAUUCUUCAAGGUGGGAUUGGCAUCCCCUACAUAUGGUGGUUUGGUCAGGAAAAAGACUGCAAUGUGCUCGUCAUGGAGCUUCUUGGACCCAGCCUCGAAGAAUUCUUCAAUUUCUGUUCAAGAAAGUUCACAAUGAAAACUGUACUUAUGUUAGCCGACCAGAUGAUCAGUAGAAUUGAGUAUGUGCAUACAAAGAAUUUUAUACACAGAGAUAUUAAACCAGAUAACUUCCUAAUGGGAAUUGGGCCUCACAGUAAUAAGUUAUUCCUUAUUGAUUUUGGUUUGGCCAAACAGUACAGAGACAACAGGACAAGGCAACACAUACCAUACAGAGAAGAUAAAAAUCUCGCUGGCCCUGCCCGAUAUGCUAGCAUCAGUGCGCAUCUUGGGAUGGAACAGAGUCGCCGAGAUGACCUGGAAUCUUUAGGAUAUGUUUUGAUGUAUUUUAACAGAACCAGCCUGCCAUGGCAAGGACUAAAGGCUGCAACAAAGAAACAGAAGUUUGAAAAGAUUAAAGAAAAGAAGAUGUCCACUCCUGCUGAAGUUUUAUGUAAGGGGUUUCCCGCAGAAUUUGCUAUGUACUUAAACUAUUGUCGUGGGCUGCGCUUUGAGGAAACCCCCGAUUACAAGUAUCUGAGACAGCUAUUCCGCAUUCUUUUCAGGACCCUGAAUCACGAAUAUGACUACACGUUUGAUUGGGCAACAUUAAAGCCGAAAGCAGCACGGCAGACAGCCUCUUCCAGUGGGCAGCGUUCACGGCCCCAAACCUCCACAAGCAGGAGAACUGACAAAAUCAAGAGUAGUGUGAAAGAUUUCUAA
Messenger RNA from Choloepus didactylus (southern two-toed sloth), 1014 nucleotides. Its product is annotated as casein kinase I-like. The transcript has a single exon. The record is from RefSeq and is a predicted model, not a curated record. Gene Ontology annotation, molecular function: protein serine/threonine kinase activity; ATP binding. Gene Ontology annotation, cellular component: nucleus; cytoplasm. Bases 1 to 1014 code for a protein of 337 amino acids. NCBI's taxonomy places the organism in Eukaryota, Metazoa, Chordata, Mammalia, Pilosa, Megalonychidae. Gene Ontology annotation, biological process: negative regulation of canonical Wnt signaling pathway; peptidyl-serine phosphorylation; signal transduction.